GGUAGUUCACAACGGUAUGUCAAAAAUUGAUUUUCGUCUGCUCAUUAGUCCACUAGCUUUUCUGUUAGUGUUACUUGGCCACGUGCGCUGUUGAACAUUCGUCACCAAGCAGUUUUAAAAUGAAGAAACAAUUACGCGCUAAAAGUCACCGAUUGCCUCUCAGGAGGAAGUAUACUAUCCUUAAAAAGAUCAAGGAACACAAGAGAAAGGUUAAUCGUGAUUUGAGAAGAAAUCCAGAAAAGAAACGCAAGCCUCGUACAGAUCGUGGGGUGCCAAAUUCAUGUCCUUUUAAGGAGGAAAUUCUUUUGGAUAUGGAGAAACUAAAACAAAUUAAAGAAAGAGAGCAAGAAGCAAAACGAGCUGAAGUCCUUGCAAGACGGAAAGAAUUUAGGGAGGCCAAACUUAAUGGGAACAGAUCCAUAGGAAAUAUUGACACUAUGGCCAAGGACGCUGAAAAGCGAGAUGCAUUGUUUCAGAAGAAAAAUUUUGAAUGCAUUGAAGUUCAAAAGCAAGCAGAAACUUUGCAUGAUAAUUCUGCAAAGGCCUUCUACAAAGAGUUCCGUAAAGUUAUUGAGGCAGCAGAUGUUAUUCUUGAAGUCUUGGAUGCUAGAGAUCCCAUUGGAACUAGAUGUAAAACAGUUGAACAAGCUGUAUUGGAUGCAGGAGCAAACAAAAGACUUGUUCUCCUUCUAAAUAAAGCUGAUUUGGUUCCAAAAGAAAAUUUGACACAGUGGUUGAAAUACCUCAGGAAUGAGCUUCCUGCAAUUGCCUUCAAAGCCAGCACUCAAAUGCAAUCAACGAAACUUGGACGUGUUCGCAGUAAAUUUCUCAAAAGCAGUCAACCUGAAAUCCAAACUUCCAAUUGUUUGGGAGCUGACACUUUAAUGACUCUUUUGGGAAACUACGCUCGUAAUAAAGGAAUCAAAACCGCCAUACGAGUUGGUGUAGUCGGUUUGCCGAAUGUUGGUAAAAGCAGCAUCAUCAACAGCUUAAAACGCAGCAAAUCUUGCAAUGUCGGUGCCGUACCUGGAGUCACCAAGAUGAUGCAGGAAGUGGCCCUUGAUUCGAAAAUCAUGCUGUUAGAUAGCCCUGGCAUUGUCAUGGCCACAGGAGAUGCAUCAGAUACAACAAUCGCUCUCCGAAACGCUCUUCGUAUUGAUAAUCUGGAGGAUGCGAUUGCUCCGGUCGAAGUGAUUUUGAAACGUACCGGAAAAGAAUAUAUGAUGCUUCAGUAUGGUCUGAGCAAUUUUGAAACGACGCAAGAGUUUCUUUGCAUUCUCGCCAAGCGCACUGGUCAACUAAGAAAGGGAGCCGUUCCAGAUGUCUUGGGUGCUGCGAAGAAAAUUCUUCAUGAAUGGAAUACAGGAAAGAUCAAGUAUUUCACAUGCCCUCCGGAAACGUUUUCCCCGACUACCCAUCUCGCUGCUUCUAUUGUUGCUGACAUGGCUAAAGAGUUCUCUUUGGAUGACGCCGAUUUCAAUCAAAAGGAGACGAAUGACAUUGAACAAUUACCAUCUGUUAGACCAUCGACUACUGUAGCUGUUGAAACCAUGGGUAUCUUUGAGGGAAAAUCAGAUUCCCAGGAAGUAGAAUCAACCAUGGAAUGCGAUGACGAUGACAAAGAAUCAGAAUCCGGAAAAGAUGUUGCGCCGACAAAGGUUAAGAUAAGCAGUCUGAAAUCAGCCACUGGAAACAAGGAUCGCGUUAAGAAAAGUGUAGUGUUUCAGAAGAAAAGCAAUCCAGAGCUUCUUUUGCCCGGAAACCAACGUUCAAAUAAGGCUAAAAGAUUGCAGAUGAAGAAGGCGAAAAAGGAUCAUGCACGGCGAGAAAAAGUCGGUGAGAAACUGUCUUCAGAUAUGGAAGCGGCGUUUAGCGGUCUUGGAGCCAUGUAAUCGUUUCGCAUUUUGUAUCAAUAAAACUGACAUUAUGACGA
This is a messenger RNA of Daphnia pulicaria, 1933 nucleotides long. It is a transcript of the gene Ns1, whose product is annotated as guanine nucleotide-binding protein-like 3 homolog. Gene Ontology annotation, molecular function: GTP binding. Gene Ontology annotation, cellular component: nucleolus. The transcript has 9 exons. The coding region runs from base 120 to 1892 and encodes 590 amino acids. Lineage: Eukaryota; Metazoa; Arthropoda; Branchiopoda; Diplostraca; Daphniidae. The record is from RefSeq and is a predicted model, not a curated record.